CCAACUGGAGUACCUGGUCAUUGGAGAUUCAUCGUCGUGGGACCACUCAAUUUUUAUCCAGAAAUGGACUAUAAUAUUCACAAGAUCUGCAGGGUUUGCCUGGAGGAGGGCACCCCGGCGGGACCGCUGACGUCCAUCUACAGCACAGACUUUGCCAUGAUGCCCUCUGUGAUGCUGAUGCAGUGCGCCAAGAUACGUGUUUACAAGACAGACGCCUUGCCCUCGGUUAUCUGCAAUAAUUGCAUUUACCGCCUGGGAGUAGCUUUCCAUUUUAAGCAGCAAUGCGAAAACAGCGAUCUGAGACUGCGUCAAUAUUUGGGUUUGGGUGUACUCGAGUCCUGGCGUCAGGAUGCAGCCACCAACACGGACUUUGUAGAGAAACCCUUGCCCCCGCGUCGUAUACUGAUCUCCAGUGAUGAGGAGGAGCCAACGCACACGAAGACGAGCAAACGACGCUCGCGCUAUCAGCGCAAACCGCCCGAACAGCACAAGAAGCGCGGACCAAAACCCCUGCCCAAGAUGCCACACACCUGCUACGAGUGCCACAAGAGCUUCAAGUGCAUUGCCCAGCUUACCCAGCACAUACGAACGCACACGGGAGAGAAACCCUAUCAGUGCGGCUACUGCAUCCAGCGAUUUGCCCAAAAGUACAAUCUGAAGGUGCACGAACGUACCCACACGGGCGACAAGCCCUUCCAAUGCGAGAUCUGCUCCAAACAGUUCUCGGCGCUGGGAAACUUUCAGGCGCAUCAAAAGAUCCACAUUGGAGUGAGGGAUCAGAUCUGUUCGCUGUGCCAGAAGGGCUUCUACACGGCCGGUGAUCUGUCCAAGCACAUGGUAACCCACACCGGCAUCAAGAAUCAUCAUUGCGAUGUCUGUGGCAAGGCCUUCAGUCGGCGACGUGAUAUGCGUUCCCACAAAGUGAAGCUCCAUCCUCUGGAGUCCACCACGGUUCACGAUAAUGUGGAUGAUGAUGAUGAUGAGCCCAUAGACACAGAUCCCGUGGGUCUGGAUACCCUCGACGAUGAUCAUGCUCAUUUCAAGUGUCCCGACUGUGAUAAAGCCUUCGAUACUGCCGACAGUCUGAGCUUGCAUUUCCGCACGCACGCUGUGAACAACAAUCUCCUGAAUCUACCCUUGCCACCUGCUCCGCCCAUGUCACAUCACUACCAUCACCAUCAUCCGGCAGGGACUGGACCGUCCUCGGCAGCCAUGCAUCAUCACGAUGCGCUGCAUCACCUGGGCCCGCCGAAUGCAGCCACACAAAUGGGAAUGGCUGCGAUGGCACACAUGCUGGCACCACCGCCGCCGCCACCACCCACUCCCAGUGAGGGGCGCUACUCAAUGCUCCAUCAUACGGCCGCCCAAAGGUUGCAUUACUAAUGUUAAGGGGAAGGGGGACUUUUAGAUCGUAUUGAACACACUUUUUAUUUAUGUCGUUUUUAUAAAAUGGAAUAUUUGCAUGUCUGCUUUGUAUCUUUACUAUAAAUACAUGUAGAAUUUGGCAAGCACAGCUUCUAUAAGAUCAUUACGAUUGCUAAUGUCAAUGGAAAGAUCGUACUCCCUUUCGUUAUACUUAAAUGCAAAAACUAAACACACUAAAAACUUAUACACAUACACAUGUACGUGUAUAACUGGUACAUAAAAUUGUCAUUACUGUUGUAUAUAUAUAGUAUAAAACUAAUAUAUUGAUUUGUGUCGUAAAAAAUUGUCGUAUUUCAAUAUUGAAUGGUUUGUUUGGUAUUGGUAUGCAUUUGCAUCGUUGGUAUUGGCUCUUGAUCUCCAGUUUAUAAAGUGUAUAUAUGUAGUAGUAAAAGAAGCUCCUCCAAAAUAAGAGUUAUCAUAAAAUAUUGCUUUGAACAACGGCCUGGAAUGGUAUGUUGUGAUCUUCUACUUUAGCUUCUCCCUGAGCCACUCCUCGGUUAGUUCGUCCAGUUCGCGUAUUUCGUAGACACGCGUGAGAUCCACCUCGCGCUGUAGAGCGCUCUUGGUGCAGGCAUACAUCAUCU
Drosophila obscura is the source of this 2009-nucleotide messenger RNA. Its product is annotated as zinc finger protein 135. Gene Ontology annotation, molecular function: zinc ion binding. Bases 64 to 1383 code for a protein of 439 amino acids. NCBI's taxonomy places the organism in Eukaryota, Metazoa, Arthropoda, Insecta, Diptera, Drosophilidae. The record is from RefSeq and is a predicted model, not a curated record. The transcript has 2 exons. Gene Ontology annotation, cellular component: nucleus.